AUCACUUCCGGCAAAUUUGCCGGUUGAUCUUCGUUGUUUACAAAAAUGACUUCUAAACGCAAGGCAGACGGCCAAGUCCCGGCCGAAGAGAGCGACCAGCUCAUAAUCAGACCAUUGGGUGCUGGCCAGGAAGUUGGGAGAUCAUGUAUCAUGUUGGAAUUCAAGGGCAAGAAAAUCAUGCUGGAUUGCGGGAUACAUCCUGGACUGAAUGGGUUUGCCUCCCUUCCAUUUCUUGAUCUUGUUGAGGUGGAGGAAAUUGAUCUUCUGCUUAUCAGCCAUUUUCAUUUGGAUCACUGUGGAGCCCUGCCGUUUUUCCUGGAGAAGACUGCUUUCAAAGGUCGUUGUUUCAUGACCCAUGCCUCUAAGGCUAUUUACAGAUGGCUGCUGUCUGAUUAUGUUAAAGUCAGCAAUAUUGCCACCGAGGAUAUGCUGUAUUCAGACAAGGACAUUGAGAGUAGCAUGGACAAAAUAGAAACUGUUAAUUUCCAUCAGGAAACAGAGGUGAAUGGGGUGAAAUUUUGGUGUUAUAAUGCUGGCCAUGUGUUAGGAGCUGCCAUGUUUAUGAUAGAAAUAGCCGGUGUGAAGAUUCUGUACACAGGAGAUUUUUCCCGACAAGAAGAUCGUCAUUUGAUGGCAGCCGAGAUACCCAAUGUCCACCCGGAUGUUGUCAUUAUUGAAUCCACCUAUGGUACACACAUCCAUGAGAAGAGAGAAGACCGAGAGGCCAGGUUUACAGGUCUGGUUCACGACAUCGUGAACAGAGGAGGACGCUGUCUGAUUCCUGUGUUUGCUCUUGGCAGGGCCCAGGAGCUGCUACUCAUCUUAGAUGAAUACUGGGGAAAUCAUCCAGAACUUCAUGAUAUCCCCAUAUACUAUGCCUCUUCUCUGGCUAAGAAGUGCAUGAGUGUCUAUCAGACGUAUAUCAACGCCAUGAAUGACAACAUUCGCAGGCAGAUUACCAUGAGCAACCCAUUUGUCUUUAAACACAUUUCGAAUCUAAAGAGCAUGGACCAUUUUGAGGACAUUGGCCCCUGUGUGGUGAUGGCCAGUCCUGGCAUGAUGCAGAGUGGACUGUCCAGAGAGCUGUUUGAGAGCUGGUGUACAGACAAGAGGAAUGGCUGUAUCAUAGCUGGUUACUGUGUGGAAGGCACUCUUGCUAAGCAUGUCUUAUCUGAACCUGAUGAGAUAGUCACGAUGACAGGACAGAAGCUCCCUCUCAAGUGCUCUGUAGAUUACAUAUCCUUCUCCGCUCACACAGAUUACCAGCAGACCAGUGAGUUCCUGCGGGCCCUCAAACCCCCACACUGUGUGUUGGUGCAUGGGGAAGCCAAUGAGAUGAGCAGGUUAAAAGCUGCACUAAUUCGGGAGUACGAGGAUAAUGUUGACUAUCAGAUGAUUGUACACAACCCUCGUAACACAUGCGCUGUUGAACUGCACUUUAGAGGGGAGAAAAUGGCCAAGGUUGUUGGCAGUCUGGCCUCUGAGAAGCCCACUCAAGAUCAGAAGAUUUCUGGCAUUCUCGUCAAGAGAAACUUUAACUACCACAUUGUGUCUCCCACAGACCUGCCCAACUACACUGACCUAGCCAUGAGCACGGUGACUCAACGUUUAAGUGUGGGCUACACGGGCACUCCCCUGCUCCUCAAGUAUUACCUGAGUCAGCUAGCCGGGGAUGUGGAACAGGUGGAGACCCAGGAGAAAAAGGCCUUUGUUCUGUUUAACUCCAUUACUGUCACGAUGGAACUAAGGAUGGCUGUUGUUGAGUGGAUCGCAAACCCAGUGACAGAUAUGUACGCUGAUGCGGUCGUCAUGGUGAUUCUGCGGGCCGAAAGUGACGCCUUGCCUCAGCAUAUACCCAAUAAGCUGGUUGUGGACAAAUCACAUUUCCGUGAGUGUUUACUGGAGAUGCUGUCUGAGAUGUUUGGUACAGAGUGCAUCAGUAAGGUCAUCAAGGCAGACAAGAUGACGGUCACUGUCAAUGAGAAAGUCGCCACCAUUAACGUGGACAGCUUGGCGGUGAAGUGUGACGAUGAGUCAUUACAGCAGGUGAUACAAACAGCUGUGACCAAACUACACCAAGCCGUCAACCCUCUCAAGGCAUAAAACGACUUUGCCGGCUCUCAUUAUCUCAUGUGUACAUUGCUCAUUCACGCUUCUCAAAGGAUGAACAUUGCUUUGUCAACCUUUACAGAAGGCAAACGUCGUUUACCCCAUGUGCUGUCGAAGAAUGAACAAUGUUUGUUUGUCCUAACAGAGAGUAGACAUCAUUUCAUGGUAAAAGAUCUGCAAGGAUAGACAGUGCUUUAUAAGUCUUUCCAGAGGGUAGGCUUCAUCACAGUCAGCGAUCAAGAACAUUGCUUUGCAAGUCUUCACAUAGGAUAGGCAUCCUUUCGUGGUCAUUGCUCUACUAGGAAUGACAGUGCUUUAUAAGUUUUUACAGAGGGUAGACUUCAUUUCAUGGUCAGUGAUCAAGGACGAACAUUGCUUUGUAAGUCUUCGUAUAGGAUAGGCAUCAUUUCAUAGUCAUUGUUCUACCAGUAAAAACUGGUUUAUUUCAAGUACUAUAUUAACUUUUCCUCAGCUUAACAAAUUAUGUGAUUCAGAUUUGUUGGAAUUUUAUAAUGUUAAUUAUAAUUUAUAAUUAAUAAUUAUAAUGAAGCUUUGUAGUACUGUUGUGUUAGCCUGUACUGUGGAGAUCAGUUGCUAUAUGAACUAUAUAAUUUGUUUAAUUUGCAAUAUAUUUAUUAACUUUGGAAAAGAAAGUUGUGCAAGUCAUUCAAGGUUUUUGGGCCAGAUGCUGGCUUGUAUAACUGGUUUUUCUCUCCCAAAUUCAUUCUCAGUCCUCUGCUUGUACUCUUCUUGUAUAUGAGAGCAUUGAAAUAACUGGUGUUGAAAUAAUAACCCUGAUACAAGACUAUAGUCUAUUUCUUUAGAGAGUCACUUAUAUUCAUCUGUCCGUAAAAUCAGCCAUACUUGCUACCAAAAUUUCCUUUAGUCACUGACACAUAACAACACAAGCUCUACACAUAGAUAUGUUGGAAGUACAAGUUGGAACACUUUUUCUAAUUCAUAAUGUUGUGAUGUUCAAAAACAAGUGGCAAGCUUGGGAUUGUGCAUGGAAAGCAAUUUGUUUCACAAUAGGUGCACCAACAUGCUGUUAGAACAAGCUCCACGCAGUAACACAGCCGACACUACACUAUCGGUGAGUAGACUGCAUUGUUUAAACAAAAUUUCCUAAUAUCCAGCUUUAAAACCAUUCUGCCAGGAGAUCACAUACAACAGAUAGAAUUAAAUUCAUUUAUGAAGGUUAUAUCAGACUAAAACGUGUAAACAGUUCCAGAAUGUCAGUGUCAGAAACUAGGAUUACAGUAAAGUCGACAGCAGUUGGGGUAACUGGUGUCACCCUCCGUCAAGACAUGUUGAACUCCGUCAAUUAUCCAGCAUGCCACUGGUUUUUGAAUAAUUAUGAUUGUCACUCAAGGCAAUGGGUUCUUGCUGUCAAAACCAGACAUUAUGAAUUAGAAAGUGUUCUAACUUCUGUUUCCUUCUGUGAACAUAUCAAUGUGUAGAGCUUAUGUUAUGUAUCAAGUACUAAAGGCAAUUUUGGUAGCGAGUAUGACUGAUUUUACAGACAGCUGAAAAUAGGUGACUCUCGAAAAGAAAUAGGCUAUAGUGACAUGUAAUCACAGCACACAUGCGCCAGUUUACCUAUAACUGGAUGAGAGUUUAUCUUGUGUGUGCUAAGUGCCUGAUGUUGAUUAGUGGCUGUAACGUCUGGUUCUUUGACACUGAUGUAAAAUGUAAACUAUAUCAGGUGGUCUGAUGCAUGUGUACAUUGAAGUCUCACAAACAUUUAAUACCAUUUAAUACCAAGACCAUCUCAGACAACAGGGCUUAUUUUUGAAAGUGUUUUAGCUAAUACUAAGUCAUAUUUUAUAUUUAAGAUAUUAGCUAAAUUAAGCAACCGAUGCAGUUGUCGAACAUCAGAGUAUGAAAACAGCUGUUUAUAUUCACAUUUGAUUAACUGUUAUUUUUGGGCUGAGUACAAAACUGAUGACUUAGCUUAACGUUAAAUCUGGUCUUCAAACAGUUUUGAACAACUGUGCCCAGCAUUGUAAAUACCAAAAUGGGUGAUGUACAUGUAGCUUGCUGCAAUUGUUAAAUGUGGAUAAAACAUAAAAAUGACAAAGUUCAGAUGAAAGAGGGCGAAAAUUUAUUCCUAAAUGUGGUCUUCAAUAUUUUUCAGAUUUUUUUUUUUUUAAGGAGAAAGAGACACUUGAAAAUAAUUUUUGUAGGGUGGGUAUUUGGGACCACCAUUUGGUAUUUAUAGUCUCUGCUUAAUAAUGUCAAAAAUGAGGAUGUACAACAGGUUUAAUAUUUUUGCACUAGAAUUUGCUCUUUUAAGCUAACAAAUGUUUUAAACCUCAAUUUGGAUCAUAUUUAAAUUUUUAAUAUGUUCAUAAAUUAGGUUAAAUGCAUGUGUUUUGAAAUAAACAACAGAUUUACAUUCAAAUAAAUUUAUUAGACAAGCAUCACAUCCUUAUUUAGAACAUUAUUAGGCAACAAUGAUAAAUACCUAAAAUUGGUCCCAAAUACCCACCAUACAAAAAUAUUUUCAAAUAAGUUUUGAUGCUCUUUCAUCUGAUUUUGGCAUCAUUUUUAUGUUUUCUUCUUCUUUAAGUGAAAUGUACAAGAUUACAACAGCCAGUUUUGAACUGUUCAUUUUAGAUGCUCUGGCUGUUGAAAUAUGUACUAGUGAAAGUUGUAAAUACCUGUAAAUAUGUGUACAUGUAUUGUUUUGUAGGUAAUAAAAAGUAAAACAUCUUGAACAUAUUUUUUGUCUUGAAUAACAGGCAUGGUUUGAUCUUAAGCGGUUGGUUUUAAAUUGUUGUAACGUGAAGAAAGCGUUCAAAGUUGGUUGUUAUUCUAACAACACUGUGCCUUGUCAAUUGUCAUAAAGAAAAACAUUACAAAUACGGCUUCAGUUUUUUGUCCUAAAGUUUCCAGGGUUGAGGUCAUGGCACUUAAGAAUUAACUGAUGGACUUCCCCAUGCUCCUGUGAGUCAGAGUUUUACCUAGAGAGUGUAUGUCAUACCAGUGGACAAGAGAUUUCCCUGAAGGCUACUUGAAACACUGUAUCAACGUGGUCUAUGACUUACUGCCACCAGCAGGCGUAUCAGUCAUGUAAGAGUGAGAUUUGCAGGUUGCCUGAUAGAACGGACACAUGAAUGCGAGUAUCAUUUUGAAUUAAAUUCAGGUUGAAGCGGGCUUUCGCAUUACUUGAACACUAUCCCCACCAAGGCUCGGAGAAUCUUGAAAGCUCCGUGUCUGAGGAUUGGAGUGAACCCGUACACUGUGUGGUCACACACCCAUCACAUUUGCUAUUUGGUGCUUUACGUUCCAUUCAAUAAAUGUUUUACAUUGGUAAUAUUGAAUGUGUUUCUUAACAUGGAAAUCUCGACUACAGUGUUUCCUCAUUGAAAUGGUGUAAUGCCACACCAGAUGAUCAUGUCAUGUGUGGACAUAUAACCAUGCUGCUUCUAUAAAACGGAAUAUUACAUCAGAUGUCUCAACAAGUUCUCAGUGAAGAAAUGUAUCUCAAGUGGUGCCUUACGAAAAUGGCUUAAUGUCACAUUAAAUGUCCCAACCUGUUGGUGUCCUCAAUGUGGAGGUAUCAACUUUGCUGCCUCAUUAAAAUGGCCUACCACACCAGAUGUCCCAACUUGUGUGCUCAAUGUAGAAAUGUAUCUGCCUCACCGAAAUAGCUUAAUGUCACAUCAGAUGUCCCAACAUAUAAGUGUUCUCAAUGUGGGCAUAUCAACCACGCUGCCUCACUAAAACUGCACAACACACUAGGUGUCAGUGUUAAUAACUUGUACGUUUCAGUGCUGCCUCACUAAAAUGGCAUGUUACACCAGGGGCUGAUUCCACAAAACCAGUUUUGACUGAAGUCAAAAAUCAGAAAUAUGAUUUUAGAGCUUAUUUUUGAGGCCUGUGAUUUAAAAUUUUGACCACCUCAUCAAUGUUAUAUUAAGACAAAUAUGUUGAAAUUUCAUCUUACAUUACCGAAAAGUAAAUACUGUGAGAACAUUUUAUUUUUUGACCUGUGUCAGAAAUGUCUUUGUUGAAUUGGCCCCAUAUGCCCCACCACCUCACAAUGUCAGUACUUGGCCUACUGACUUUUUCCUAGAGUCCAAUAAGGUAGGACCAGGAAUGCCAAUAUGACAAUGGUUUGAACCCACUUUUCCCCACUCUAAAGACUCGUGCUCUAUCACCGUGACGUUCUUGUGUGGUAUUAGAAAGCAUCAUUCAUGCUCAUGUUUAUCAUUUAUACUCAACACCAAAGAGUGAUUUAUUCAUUCUUGUCAUAUUGCCAAGUGCUCUGGCAAUAUUCCAGCCAUAUUAUGAAGAUUUCAGCACUUAACAUACAUGUGGUUCCUUGCUAAAAGUUUGAGUGACUACUAGUUUAGAACAAAUGCUACACGCUGGAGAAUACCACAUUUAAUCUUAAAGUUCAGACAAGAAAAAAAAAAAUGUUUUAAAAUGAAAAUAAUGGAGUUAAAAUUUAGCUUUUGGAGCAGAAACUUAGGUUUUGCUAGUUGGAAA
Messenger RNA from Liolophura sinensis, 6606 nucleotides. Its product is annotated as cleavage and polyadenylation specificity factor subunit 3-like. Bases 46 to 2103 code for a protein of 685 amino acids. The record is from RefSeq and is a predicted model, not a curated record. Gene Ontology annotation, biological process: mRNA 3'-end processing by stem-loop binding and cleavage. Gene Ontology annotation, cellular component: mRNA cleavage and polyadenylation specificity factor complex. The transcript is spliced from 17 exons. Gene Ontology annotation, molecular function: RNA endonuclease activity; 5'-3' RNA exonuclease activity; RNA binding. NCBI's taxonomy places the organism in Eukaryota, Metazoa, Mollusca, Polyplacophora, Chitonida, Chitonidae.